This is a messenger RNA of Danio aesculapii, 5394 nucleotides long. RefSeq lists its product as uncharacterized. Lineage: Eukaryota; Metazoa; Chordata; Actinopteri; Cypriniformes; Danionidae. The record is from RefSeq and is a predicted model, not a curated record. The coding region runs from base 130 to 4764 and encodes 1544 amino acids. Gene Ontology annotation, cellular component: cytoplasm. The transcript is spliced from 29 exons.
AGUGUUUUCCUCCAUGGUAUCAUCAAUUCUGUACAAACUCUCAGGACUACACAGCGAUGUUCAAGCUCCAGGCUGAGCUGAUCAUUUCAGAUUAGAGAAGUGCACAAAUGUAUUAUAAAACCAUAGCAGAUGGACAUGUCUAAUUGUGACAAUGUGGGAUCUGCGGAGCCUCAUGGAGUGUCUAAAAUCACUAUCUCUGCUCAGAAUGGAAGCAGUGUUUCAGCGCCUGUAAUUUUAAACUCAACGGUCACAGGAAAUAUUAGUAUUUCUAAUAAUUACUUUCCUGAACCUGCAGCUGAAGUCACAGAUACAAGUACAUUGAUCACUGAUUACAAAAAGUCCCUGCAGUCUGAGUAUGCCUACAUUACAGAAUACACCUCCCGUGCUGGCGAAGAGGUGCUGCUCAGUGACCGUUACAUCGACCCACUGAUUGUUCAAAAACACAGAGAGAAGAAAGAGCGCGAGAAUGAGAUGCGCUCCAGAGGGGAACGAUUCUUCAACACCAGAGAAACCUAUCAGAGAAACCAAAACAUCAGCCUGGAUCAGCUGUUUGGCCGAGAGAACGGCUCCAAAAGAGUGACUCCAAGAGCUGUGAUUCUUCAGGGAGAUUCUGGAAGUGGCAAAUCAAUCACUGCGCAGAAGAUCGUUCUGGAUUGGGCAUCUGGAGAGCUUUACUCUGGACUUUUUGAUGUGGUGUUUCAUCUAAGAUGCAAACAACUCAGUGGGAUCUCAGCUAACAUGAUGAGCUUGUUGGAUCUCCUGGAUUGCAGUUUAACUUCAAAUGAGAUUGCUCAGAUUUUAAAAGACAAAGCUGAUAGGGUCUUGUUCAUCAUUGAUGGCUUUGAUGAACUCCUGCUUUCAGCAUCCAAUGAGCCUUUACCACCAAAACCAAACAUAAAAUCCCAUCCGUUGACAAUUGUUCACUCCCUUCUGAAAGGACGAAUGAUGAGAGACUCGUUUCUGCUUGUCACCACAAGAUCCACAGCUGUAGACAAACUGGAGAUCAUCCUGAAAAAGCCUCAAUGCUUCAUGGAGAUCCUGGGAUUUUCUGAGAAGGGAGUGUGUGAAUACUUUAGAAAGUUCUUUGAGGAUGAAGAGUUUUCCAAUCAAGUGUACGAUCAGGUGAAGAUGCACGACAUGCUCUUCACUGCCUGCUUCAUUCCCGUCAUCUGCUGGAUAAUCUGCACGAUUUUUAAGAGGAAAGGAAAAGAUGGUGUGGUAACUAGCGAGCUGACUACAACUACCUCAAUAUUUGUUGAUUUUGUGCUCACGCUCUUGAAGCAUCAUAGCGAUUUGAGUCAAGAAGAGGAGCUUGACCUUAUCAAGAACUUGGGUCAGCUUGCAGAGAGCGCGACACCAAAACGUCAAAUCCUGUUUUCCAGAAACGAUCUUCCUAAAGCAAUCUCACAUCUGCCAAACAUUCCCUUCCUGUGCACAUUUCGCCAUCAGGAGAGAACUAAUCUGAAGGAGAUGUUCGGGUUCAUGCACCUCAGCUUUCAGGAGUUCUUCAGCGCUCUGUUCUACAUGUUAACAGAUAAGGAGGAGGCCAAAAUAAAAGUCAAAGAACUCCUGGAAUCAGCAGGCAAUGGCAGGCACAGUGAGCAUCUUUUACCAGUCAUUCGGUUUCUUUUUGGUCUUUCGAACAGGAAAGUGAGCCGCUUAAUCCACCAUCCAAAGUCCACGUCUACCACAAUACGUGCAACGCUAACAAAAUGGAUCAGCAAGGUUUUAGUGAAAAACAUCAUGGAUACACGCUACAUGAGUGAUUUCAUUCUUCAUUGCCUCUAUGAGCUCCAUGAUAGCGACACACUGAAAGAAGUAAUGAAGCUGUGGGAGCGUUCAGGCAUUGACAUACACUGGUCUUUGAGAGCGAUCGACUGCCAGGUUGUGAUGUACUGUCUUCAGGAUACUUCACGGAUUGUUAGUAUGGAAGUGAAGUGCAAAGCAAAAGAUCUGAAGGUGCUUCAUCCUGCACUUUACAAGUGUGCAAAUUUAUGGUUGAGGGUUGAUUCCAUGUCUGACUCUGAUGUUGAUUUCCUUACAUCAGCCCUGAGGAAGAAAAAGGAUGUGGGCUAUUUGACAAUGGAAGAUGGAGACCUUUCAGAUGAAAGUAUGUUGAAGAUCCUGAAAACCCUCAGUGGACAAACAUCAGUGGGUAACAUUCGACUAGCACUGAGGAGCAUCAGCGAAAACAAUGUUGAUUUAACCAUGAACUUUCUUAUUAAGGAAAUGAUGGGUAGAAGUUUCAGUGUGUGCAUUGGCAGUCAAGCAGAAAACACCGAUAUGAGUCUUUGUUCAGAGUUCACCAUCGCACACUCAAAUAAAUCCUUCUGGUUCACUGUUGGCCAUUCAGAAGGACAUCCGAGUGAAAAGCAUGGUUGUUAUCAGGGUUUUUCAAAAAUAUCCUUCGCUGUCUGUCCUUUGUCUGAAAUACCCAUGAACGAUUUUUUGAAGACAUCCAAUAACCUCAGUUGCUUCUCGGAUGUGAAUAACACUGAGUUUGGUUUGAAUGUGGACUCUCUGGUCUCAUGGCUGAGUUGUGUUCCUGGUUUAACUGAGAUAGACAUGCAUUCAGAGUACCUGACAGAUAUGUGGGCCUCCAGGAUUCUAUCUUUUCUUCAAGUCAAUCCCAAGAUUUCACAUAUAAAGUUUUUUGUGAGCAACCUGAUUAUUCGUGAUGAGGGAAGGGUCUGUUCAACAUUUUCAGUCUUCAGAAAGCCAUUUGUACUGUACAAGAUGCAUGACAGUGAAAUGAAAAAUCCAUCCCUGACUCUUGCGAUGGACAGAUGGGCUUAUGAUUAUGCGUCUGCUGGCAGUGGUGAGGAUAAAGCAGCCCUGGUGAAGCUCAUGCUCAGUUUUCCUCCUCUCAAAGGCUCUGCUGUUGAUUGGGAGGAUCUUUUCAAAAGGAUUUACCAAAUCAUUCAAUCGACAGAAAAAUGCCCGGAGUUUGAUGAGUAUACAGAUUCUCUACUGAUGUUUCUUCACUCCAUUCCUGGUCUGAAGGAAGUAAAAGUUUGGCUUAACAACCUGAUUGAGAGCUGGGCAGCUGGUCUGUUCUCACUCUUCCUGUCUUGUUCCAGCUUACUUCACGUGCAAUUGAAAACCAGUAUGAGUCUUGCUAAUGAUGUGGAGAGUUUAGGUCUGCUGAGAGAAGAUGAUGAAGUGAGGCUGUCUGUCGGCUGUAACCAUCUGAAUUAUAUAGAUAAUUAUGAUAUUGACCUCUUUAAACCUCCGGAGCACAAAGUUCUUCCCUGCGUCACCCUCACAGUGACAGAUGAGCCUGAGAAUGCAAACGCGGACUGGAAUAGAUUCUUUCAGGCCUACAACCAGCUGAAAGACUUGACUGAGUGUUCUCCAGAGUAUGAUCAGAGUAUGAGUGAUCUACUCUCCAUUCUACAUUCAGUCUCUGGUUUGAAGAAGGUGGAUCUUAAUUGUAGAUUCAUGACUGUUAAUGGAGCGUCCAGAGUCCUGGAUCUCAUUCAAAUGAACCCCAGUCUAAAUACAUUGAGUUUUUUGACUUCUGAGUUGCCUGAGUCAAAUAAGGUGAACAUCAAGAUGGACUACAGGAAUAAAUUCUACAGUAUCAAUAAGACAAGUGAAGAGGACAGUGAUUCAGAAGGAUCAAAUAAGAUUCGGUUUUCAUCUGCAAGACAGAUUUCAGAUGAUAGUGAUGAAGACAGCAUGUCCUCAUCUCUCAGCGACUGCAGCGAUGAAAUUAAUGAUUCUGAUGAGCUGGACAGCGUAGAGCAGAUUCAUGGCUUAGAAAUCAGGAUGAGGAAAACUGUGUCUGGGCAAAGCAGUGUAUUUCUGAAGUGCAGUGGCUCCAGUCCUGGCACACAGUCUCUACUGUCACGCAUAGAGCUCACACUGUCGGAAAACAUGGGAAAAGCUAACAGCGACUGGGAAACUUUCCUACAAGCAUAUAACAAAUGCAAAGGGAUCUCAGCAAGUAGUCCUGCAUUAAAUGAGAGUGUGGGCGCUCUGCUGGCAUCGCUGGACUCUGUCUCUGGUCUGAAAGAGCUGCAGUUGACCAUAGGAAUCCUGUCUGAAACGUGGCCCCCAAAGAUCUUCUCACUGUGUCACACGUGCUCCAGUCUACAUCACAUCUGUUUGCAGGUGGAACAUGAUAAGAAAUACAGUCUGCUCAAUGCAUGCUCCUCUCUCAGCAUCACCAGAAACACCACAGACUCUGUCUGGACUGUUGCAAUUAAUUUGCCCCGUGAUGCCAUGAUAGAAAUAUCUCCAUCAUUUAUUUCAUUCACAUUUCCAUGUUCAGAGAUUUCUAAACUGGAUGCACAGUAUCUCUUUGAAACUCUUGGCUUUCUUAAAGGUUUUGAUGAAAGUUAUGAGGAGCAUGAAGAGCUUGUGGGCAAUUUGAUAUCAGCUGUGCUCUUCGUUCCUGGUCUGCAAAGGGUCGAAUUCAAGAUCAGCAAUCUAACAGAUAGCUGGGUGAGCAGGAUUCUGUCUUUACUGGAAGUCUGUCCCGGUCUACAGGUGAUCAGAUUUGACUGCAUAGAAAGCAAUGGCAUAUUGUUGGAAGAUGUUGUGAGGAUUUUGCAGAGCUCCCAGAUGAAUUCAAUUUGCAGGAUCAUCAUCACAGGGAUGAAGUGCAGUAAAGCAUCCAGUGAUGGGAAAGUCAAUGUCACCUUCUGCAGAGACCCUCUCUCAAAGCUGCUCACAAUACAUAACAUUAAACCACAAGACAAGCAUGGUGAUGAUGAUGACUUCGAGGAGCUUGAGGAUGAAGACUUUAUUGUUCUUUAGAGAAGAUGAGUCCUAUAGACAGCUGCUACUGUUAUGGAUGGAGCUAAUAUUAAUAUCACGUCCACUACAUGUAAAGCUGCACAGUUCAGAACUGGACCAGUUUGAGUUUACAGCCAGGACUGGAGCUUCCACUUCAUCUGAAACACACACAUUAAAGUGUUUACAUUCUACACAUGGUUAAAAUCCACAAGCCUAAUUCGUUUUUUUCUCAGUGUAUCUGUUUAUGAAGUUUAAACAUACUAAGCAACAGCACACUUACCAAUAACUGAAACUUUGCAUGUAAGAAUAUCUUUGUUCAAUUUUCCACUUAUUCUUGCUGUGUAGAGUCCACUGUCUAUCUUCUGUGUGUUCUUCAAUGUCAGAGAGAAGCUUGUAUCAUUGAAAUACACUCUUUCUUUGUAGGAAUCGUAAAACUUAAAUUUUUUAUCGUCAUAAUUAUAUUUAACUAUAGAUUCUGAUUUUUCAUCUAUCCAGAAUAAAUGCUCAAACUCUGGUAGUUGUUGUGUCUGUAUAUCCAGUUGAACAGAAUCUCCAGUCUGCACAAACACAGAGAUCUCAGCACUGAACCCUGAGGAGAGAGAGAGAGGGAGAAGUCCUACCAGAAAAUCACAAACAUACACGACAACUUUA